Messenger RNA from Cryptomeria japonica (Japanese cedar), 1113 nucleotides. Its product is annotated as 2-acetamido-2-deoxy-D-galactose-binding seed lectin 2-like. Bases 1 to 1113 code for a protein of 370 amino acids. The record is from RefSeq and is a predicted model, not a curated record. The transcript has a single exon. Gene Ontology annotation, molecular function: carbohydrate binding. NCBI's taxonomy places the organism in Eukaryota, Viridiplantae, Streptophyta, Pinopsida, Cupressales, Cupressaceae.
AUGGCAUGCGCAGGAAACAUUAGAUUUGCUUUCCCUCCCCAAACAGAAGAUAUCAACGUAGAAGAGGAUGCCGAGUUUGAAGGGGACAAAAUACAACUCACCAUAAAUCAAGAAUGGAGCGGAGGCAGAGCCAUUUACAACAAACCAGUUCCUCAAUGGGACAAAUCUUCUUGGGCUCUCGCAAAUUUUACAUCAUAUUUUCAGUUUGUUAUCGGCAACACCACGGAUUUAUUCGGUGACGGACUCGCUUUCUUUAUGGCCCCUUUCGACUCUAAAAUACCAGAAAAUUCUAAGGGCGAAUGGCUGGGCCUCUUUAACGAAACCACAAAUGGUGGUUUUUCAAAUCGUGUAGUGGCUGUCGAAUUCGACACAUAUAAGAACGAUCAUGACCCGGAUGGUAACCAUGUCGGAAUAGACGUCAAUUCAAUUACUUCCGUGAAGCAGGUUUCGCUUAGCAGUGAACGUGAAUUCCUCAGCAACACUCUCAAUAAUGGAACGAUAACUUGGGACGCGUGGGUAGAUUACGAUGGCAGUACAAAGCAGUUACAGGUAUUUCUUUUGUUUACUGACUCUUCUUCUGAUCUCAAUGUUAUUUCUAAACCCACAAGCCCUAUUUUGACUUAUCACAUAGAUCUGCGUCAAUAUAUUCCGGAGAUGAUCGGGGUUGGCAUCUCUGCAUCCACCGGAACCUAUUAUGAAACCCACACAGUCAAGGCCUGGAAUUUUUCUUGUGCAUAUUCGUGGGAUAUCUCCUCUCCUCCCCCUGCGAGCAAUAUUCCCUCUUCUUCCCCGCCACAUACAAAUUCAUCAAUCCCUCCGAGCAAUAUUCCCUCUUCUGUCCCGUCAGAUAAAGUUUCCUCGCCAUCAAGAACUCAAAAUAGUAGUCAGAAAAUUAUCUUGUUAUCCUUGGUUUGCCUCGUGGGCAUAUUAUGUCUUUUGGUAAUUGCCGUCUGGUGUUAUUUCAAAAAGAGAGCAACGAGGCCGGAUAAUCCAGGUGAGGAAGGAGACAGAGAGCUGGACGGACAGUUCGCUCAAGGCCAGAAAUGUGUUCUUGGACUCAAAUUUCAAUGCAAAGCUGGAGGAUUUUGGUCUAGCAAGCGGGGUAGAACCUGA